CACUGCUGAUAGAUACCUCAGCUCCGCUCCUGUCUUCCUUCCUCCAGCUCACACGCGCGGCCCAUCUCCCAUCCAUCCCAACCAACUCUCGCACACUCACACCAUGGAGAUGCGGCUGGCGCUGGCCCUGCUUGUGGUCGCCGUGGCGGCGUCGCAGCUGCCGCCGGCGGCGGAGGCGGCCAACUACACGGUGGGCGACGACAAGGGCUGGAACCCCGACGUGGACUACACGGCCUGGGUCAAGAAGCACAAGCCAUUCUACAAGGGAGACUGGCUCAUCUUCGAGUACCAGACCGGGCGUGCGGACGUGGUGCAGGUGGGCGAGGUGGGCUACGACAAGUGCGACAAGGCCGGCGCCCUCACCAGCUACAGCAAGGGCACCUCCUACGCCUUCCAGCUCAAGGAGGCCAAGGACUACUACUUCAUCUGCAGCUACGGCUACUGCUACUCCGGCAUGAAGCUCCACGUCACCGCCAAGUCCUCCGGAUCCUCCUCCGGCUCCGGCGGCAAGCAGUCCGGCGGCGGCUCCUCCUCCUCGUCCGAUGAUUCCUCAUCUGAUGAUGGUUCCUCCUCUUCCGACGACUCCUCCGCAUCGCCCUCGCCGUCCUCCAAGAAGGCCAAGGCCAAGUCCAGCGCCGCGCCGCCGUCCAUCCUCGCCGCCACCCCCUACGCCGCCAUUGCUGCCACAGGCGCCGCUGCCCUGCUCCAUCUCCAAAGGAUUGUGCUGUGACUCUGAAUCUGAUCCAUCCGUCCAUUCAGAGAUCAGACAGAGGUCGAUUAUUCAGUCAGAUCUUCAGUGAUGUUCAGCUAUGCUAUAGUACCAUUCUUCGUUUUGUUUUCUCUCUUCUUCCCUUCAGAUCUCUAGCUGCUGCUGCUGCUGCUGCUCCUUGAUUGCGUGAUUAUUGGUUGGUUCUUGCUUCCAUUUUCCUCUUUUCUUCUCUCUCUCAACUUUUACUAGUUUUCUUUCCAAGUUUAGUUUGGUAAUGCUGCUACUGUAGUAGUAAUCGAGCUGUUAAGAUGCAAUUUUCGAACAAGGUUAGCAUAAUGUCAAGUGUGAAGAGCUUCAUUUAUUUAUUUAUCUAGACUGAAUUAUCAAUCUUUAUUUACUUUCAGUGUACAAAUUACUCUGGUUUUUGUUCA
Messenger RNA from Panicum hallii, 1140 nucleotides. RefSeq names its product blue copper protein-like. The transcript is spliced from 2 exons. The coding region runs from base 104 to 730 and encodes 208 amino acids. The record is from RefSeq and is a predicted model, not a curated record. Gene Ontology annotation, molecular function: electron transfer activity. Gene Ontology annotation, cellular component: plasma membrane. NCBI's taxonomy places the organism in Eukaryota, Viridiplantae, Streptophyta, Magnoliopsida, Poales, Poaceae.